Pseudocercospora fijiensis CIRAD86 is the source of this 6336-nucleotide messenger RNA. RefSeq lists its product as uncharacterized. The transcript is spliced from 51 exons. The record is from RefSeq and is a predicted model, not a curated record. Lineage: Eukaryota; Fungi; Ascomycota; Dothideomycetes; Mycosphaerellales; Mycosphaerellaceae. The coding region runs from base 1 to 6336 and encodes 2111 amino acids.
AUGCCAUUUUUCACCCGCCUUUUCUCUUUCUAUGGCAACCCCAAUCCUAGUCGCCAUCGUGGGCGUGCAGAUGAUGCAGUCGUGGGCGUCGGCGCCAUGGUCGAUCGUGAAGCCGGCAGAGAUGAAGUUCAGGCCGUUGUGAGGUUCAUGCAGGUGUUGGACUCGGCUCUCAAUGUCAUCGCGAGGUAUUGCGAGAAGGCGGGAGUAGACGAGUCUGAAGUUGCUCGCAUCCACGUCGCCGAGCUUAGGCAUACACAUGUCGUCGGCCAGCAUCUUGAACUUCUUCGUGUGGUUGGAUUUGAGGUUGCUCGUGGGCUUGUGCCUGGACACGACGCCCAGUCGAUCACGCUCAUGAUUACUCGAAAAGCCAGCCAAAUCGCCAUCACUAUCCCGAAUCUGGUCGUGUUCAUCAUCAGUAUGCAGAUGCAUCACUCAUUCGUUUGGUACAUCAACAGAAUGAAGAACGACGAGUUGCUCGACACUUUGAUCAGCCACAAGAUCGAGGACAGCAGCACGGGCGUGACUAGGGUUCUACAUUUACAUGUAACUUUGUAUGGCCUUACAUUUUGUAUUCUUACAUCCUUACAUGCCAUUUUACAUGGUUUUGUAAGCUUACACAGCAUUUCUUGGCCUUACAUGGUAUGCGUGACUGAGCUCCUAGGCGAGGAUGAGGGCGAGGUCAACAUCGUAGGCACGAACAAGGAUACGGAGCUGAUGGAGAUAGUGCGCUGGGUAAAGAUGGUAAUGAAUAGCAUGGACAAGAAGACGAACAAGCGAGUCAAUGAAGCGCGGGUACAGAGAGACACGUUCAAAAUGGCGAAACCGGAUGCGUACAGGCGCACGACUUCGCCAGUGUUCAGAUCAGAGGCGUCCGUAAUUAAGGACGACGGCAUGAAGUCGUUUACCAGCGUGAGCGGCACCAGGAGCGAGAUUGCGACCCCGGCCAGCACCAGACCGCAGACCAGCUACAUGCACGGGUUCAUUGUCGUUUCCGGCAGUAACUCUAGGUCCGCCAUCGCCAGCAAGGGCUACAACUCGAAGGUGGAGCUGUGCGGCAUCGAGUUCGCCUCUAUGAUCUACGCCUACGUGAAGAAGUACAUGAAUUUCAUGGCAGAGGCCGGCCACAUCGUCAACCUGAUAGAAGAAUGGUCACCUAGGCUUACAAACGCAAACAACAAGAAUGGAAAUCGAAUGACUUACGACGCAACGAAAAAAAAGAAUAGCUACAUCAUGGCCCGCGACAACGAAUGGCAGAAAUUGUCACGAAGAGAAAGCAGAGUGGAAGAACUGUGCGCUGGAAGAGACAUCUUCAGCAUGAACUUGGCGUUGUGCAAAGCCAUCUCAUUGGGUUCGAUGACGGUCAUGAACUUGGGCUACAGACGAACGGAGAAAGCUUCUCAGCUUGCCGCUCAGCCAGAACGGACACAGCUCAAAGCUGCCCUCACAGAUGGAAAUAAACGCCUGCUGGCGUACCUGAGAGAGCAGAAUUCGAGCGACUGCGAGUCCUUAUGGAACAAUUCAAGAUCGACAAAAACAAAGCCGAGAAACGCACCGAAGCGACCAAGACAGAUCUUGAAUGGACCCGUACAAAAGACCGCUCGUCAGCCUCACGAAGUCCAAAUACGAGGUUUACGUUUUGACAUGUACGACAGCGAGCCGGGCCAAGCAGUCGCGAAGCAUACUUUUCCCACCAAUCCCAUGGGUUCCCUUGGCUUACGUUUCGAUAUGUACUGCAGCAAACCGGGCCAAGCAGUCGAGAACCAGAAUCCUCCCCAAGAUCGUAUCCGGAAGCAGCGCGAGCUUUUUCCACCAAAAUACAUCAAGCUGCCUGAUCUUGCGAAGAAAUGCCUCGGAUUGAAUACCUUGGAAAAACACCUUUCUACGUGUGCACGCCGGGCCAAGCAGUCGCGAAACACAGUACUCUCCGAGACACUCAAGCUCGCAUUCGCAAGAAGCUUGAGCGUUUCCUCCCGAAAUGCAUCAAGCUACCUGAUCUUACGAAGAAAGGCUUUCGGAGUGAAACACCUUGGAGGGACACCUUUUCACGAGUGCAAGUGCCUUGUUGGCACCCAUGUCGCGGACGAUGGCCUCGAGCAGUUUCCACCAAAACACAUCAAGCUGCUCGAUCUUGGGAUAGAUGGGUUCGGGGAUGGAGGAACACCUUUCUACGAGUGCAAGUGCAUUGUCAGCACCGACGUCGCGGAAGGCAUUCUCAAGCCUUUUCCACCAAAAUACAUCAGGGUACCUGAUCUUGUGAACAAACGCUUCCAAGUGAAACACCCCCGAGGCACACCUUUCCAGGAGUGCAAGUGCAUUGUUGGCACCCACGUCGCGGAAGGCAGUCUGAAGCUGCGCGUGAAAGUGCUGGCACCGGAUGAAGAUCCCACGCACGUUGAGAGCUCUCGCGAUGUCGUGUAUCACAGCUAUAGACUCGCAUUCCUAUCACGCAGGUGUCCUACGGCAAAACUUCUCUUGAUUUCGAAUUUCAAUGUCAAUCAAAACCUUCGUGGGCUGAUUGGAGUCUGGCACCAGCUCCUGCACUAUCCUUCCGGCCUCUGUGAGCUCUAUACGCGGGUGCGUGUACUUCUUGAUGGCCGUGGUCGUGGUGAUGUACACGAAGACGACCUUCUGUGUGAACAGGCUCUGCUCUGCGUUAUCGUUCAUCUCUGCAUUGACCACCAGGGUGAUGGACGAAUUCUUGUACACCUCCUCCGUCAUGUCUAUCAUCGCGUGCUGGGCCGAUUGGACUCACUUUGGGACAGAUGUGUGUACAUGAUCACGUUGCUGUAUGUAGUCGUGUUCACGAACAAGAUACGAAAGGGAACCAUAACGAGGCACGAGUGCCUGAUCGACACGAUCAUGCGAGCAGAGGCUCAGCACCAGGAAUGUCGAGCGCAAGUCGAGAUCGUUGAGCGCAGGAUAUAUCGGGCGUGUCGCGCGGAGGUCAAGAUAGCUCAGCACCAGGUGUCGCGGCUCAGCACCAGGUAUCGUGCGCAGGUCGAGGGGCUCAGCACCAGGUGUGUCGAGCGCGCGGAGCUCGUCCCAGUCUGGCGGGCCUUUGAUACUAGGAUAAUGGGUGGGUGGGAUAGCGUCGUGCUCGAUUCGCUGGAAAGCUUCGCCACUGAAGACGAUCGCAUCCAAAUACAGUGUCAAGUCAAGAAGAAUGUCGGGAAUAAUGCCGAUAAUACUGGUGCUGAGGAUGAUCUCUUCGACAAUGUACUCACGAGCCACGUGCUAAGGCCGUGCGGGACAGACAUGGGGUUUCUUUCCUUUGUCACGCGUCUUGAGCGGCAUAUUUUCAUCCUAGCCGACGGUGAGGCCGUCUGCCUUGCGUAUCUUUGGAUGUUUGAUCCAUUCUAUUGGGUGAAAACGGAUCUCAUUUUGCAUUAUACGCAAGCCGCGUGGGAGAUCCUUGUGAGCUCGCCGAAUUUCCACAGCGAUGCAGAAAUAUGCUCGACACCGGGAGCCUCACUUGAUGGCGAGAUGGAAGCAAUAAGCCAGAUUCCCACGAUUGAUCAUGCAGGCGAUGGCGGAGCCCGUUACCUCGCUUCAUCCGUGACUUGGUUUCAGCGUAGAGCUGAUCACGGACGAGGUGAAUCCAGUCGGCACCGUCUGCCAUUAUGGGAAUUUCAUGAGCGUUGCGUGGGCUCUGCAGCAGCAUCCCAUGAGGUGCUUUCGACGGAUCUCACGAUCAAAAUGCCAAUGGCUCGGCUUUUGCGAAGCGUAGUAUUGCUGAGGUAUGAUGGUUGGGUGCAAAAGCAGCUGCCUCAUACUGGCUUUGAUGUCAAACCCUCACUCAAUCGACUUCAUCCAACCAGUCCUUCUCGCCGCCUCGCACAGCCUCUCAUUGCUUGCAUGCAUGAACGCGAUUCCAUCGUUACUGUCGUCGACAGCACUGAUGGUAUUGAGCUCAUCGAUCUAGUCGCUUGUAGCUGGGCGGUUGAGUGGUGCAAGCUGGAAAAUGGGCAUGCUUGGGGUAUGUCGUCAAUACUUGAGUGCAUUCGCGAACACAGAGAUGCGCAUCAUUCAGCAUCUUGUAGGCUUGGCACAACAAACUUCGUAUCAAAGCUGGUGUCAGACAUAUCGAAUGUGCCGUCUCUAAACAUCAAGCUAUGGAGGUUGGCGUUCUGCUCUUUGGUAGGCCAGUGGUUGGUCCUAUGGAUCAUUCUGAAUAGAGAGAUUGUUGGUGCCGGAGGCUUGAGCUUCUUGUUGACCUGCCCAGACGAGUUGAAGCAGAGUCGGUCGCGGUCGUGUUUGGCCGUUGUCGACCCCGAUUGUGAAGCCGAUAGCUCGAGCGGCGAUAAUGACGGCGAACAAGAGGGAGAGGAGGACGAACACGACUCCAAUGUAUCAGUUCUUGAAGAAGACUUGGCGAAUGGAGAUGCUGCUAUGUCGAGCUCUUUGAGGCCUGAGAAUGCCAUCUCCGGGAAGGAUGGUAUUAGCGUGGGAUAUGUUUUGGAGAUGUUGUUACCCAAUAAGCGAUCUGAGCAGGCCGGCAGGAGGCACAUAAGCCGGACCAUUCAAGAGGCUACUGUCGUCUCCAAACUUGGCCCAAUACUCGCGGCUUUUGGCAUGUUCGAUGUUCUCCGCAUUAUGCUUAGGCAAACCCAGAAUCGUGUGCCAGCUCUCGCUUCUUUUCUUGAAGAUCGAGGAUGCGUUCCUCGACGGUAUGUAUUCCUUGACGGUCUCGCGAAUAGUGAAUCGGAACACUUUGACAUAAACCGUUUCGUUGAGAUGGAAUUUCAGAGGGGUUCGACUGUGACGACUCCGCUAGCUGCUGUCGGGUUGAGGCGUGCGAAUAGUGAGGCGGAAGACUUUGACAUCGACUUCUUAGAAGGGAUGAUAGACGUGGUCGAUGGGAAAGGAUGUCAGAAGGGUUCAAGGAUAACAAUUCUGCUGGCUGCUGUCAGGUUGAGGCUGCUGACCAUAGCUUGUACCGAUAAGCGUCAAACAGCAAUCUUCGCUAUAGGAGUGAUCAGCUCAACUAGUAUUCGCCGCAAAGCUGUCACUGCUGAUGAACAGCUUGAGCUCCACAAUCUGGGCUGCCUAGAACGCCAUGCUUACUUUGCCAAUUCGGCCCAUAAUCUGAUGGCUAGCUUCAAGAAAUCGCGUUUUAUCGCGAGGCCUCGCUCCAGUGCCUUUCAUCGCAACAAAGACGAUAGGGAUAGGAUCUUUGGCAUGGCGGACAAGCUCCCUGUGGCUGGAUAUCCGCCGAGAGGAAAAUCCGAAUACUAUCCACAGCUAACGGCUGAGCUCAACUCCGCUGAUGCUGCACAGCGUGCUGCUAGUUCUGGAGAUGGAGGCGCUCUUGACGAUAUAUAUAUAAGUGGAGAUGGUGAUGCUUGGGCGCAUCUCGGUCAAGGCCAGAUCCGCGCUGCUUGGGAAGAGGCUGGAAUUGGGGAUGAUAGCGGGAUUGGUAAAGGUGUUGAGAGUUCUAAUCCAUGCGCUAGGAUGAAUGAACCGAGGUGUCAUUGGACUUCUGAUGCUACUUCCAUCUAUUUCAUAACGCCCUCUCCAACUCUUGCUACGUCUCUUUCUGUUAUGCCUGUCGGGCAUCGUGAAAUAUCGCUGCUGCUGUUUCCGGUGUCAUCGUUGGCUAUGAAUCCAACAUCGUUUUCUGGGACGAUAUGGAAGAUGGGUUUCUUGUCUGAUAUGGCAUGUGAAUUGACUUGGCCGCUGAGAAGUUGUCGCGGCGCAAGAUCAGGCAUUGUCGGGAAGCGUAAACUCCCAGAUUUUCGAGCCAAUGGACUCGCAAGUUCUUUCCUUCACGCAUCCGCCAACCUAAAUAAUUCUGGAUACCACACGAUGCACCAUCUCAGCACCAAGUGGAGUGUUCUGGAAGCACCCCCACAAUACCGGAAAGGACAUAUUAUGGCAUCGGCAUCCGCAGGCGCCACCCAACCAUCUAUGCUAGACGCACCACGUAGCCCACCAUCUGAUCGUGCGCCCUUCACGACUGAACACGCGACUUUCACGACUCAAGAUGCGCCGACAAGACGAAACAAGAUACAAAGAGUAAUGGUCAAAAAGGAGGACGACGGCACAGCAAAAGGCGAAACUGUGAACGGGCGGCACUCGGAGUCACUCUGGCGAGCACGAUACGGCCACCGAGCUUUUUCAAGACACGUCACGAUCCGACUAAGCGAACACGCCCACCAGACUUUGACCUCGCACGCUUUACAUGGAAUGGCAGCCAGAGAGAACCAGACAAGCCCAGUUUUGGAGAUCAUCAACGGCUGCCGAGUCGAGACAAUAUGCUGUCGCUUCCACAGGCUUUAUGGAACUAGGGCCGAGGCGCAAGUCAUAGGGUGCUCAGGCGCCCUUCUGCGUUUCUGA